UUUCAGAAAAUGGACUAUUUCUGUGCCACAGCAGUCAUUCUCUACUCCAUCUACCUUUGUUGUGUCAGAACUCUGGGUCUGAGGCGACCUGGUGUGUCCAGCAUGGUGGGAGUGCUGCUCAUCUUGACCUUUACGUCACAUGUGUCCUACUUGACCUUCGUCAGCUUUGACUAUGGCUACAACAUGGCUGCUAACGUCAGCAUCGGCAUGGUGAACCUGCUGUGGUGGCUGUGUUGGUGCUGGCAGAACCGGCGGACCCUGCCGUACUGGUGGAAGUGUGUUCUGGUGGUGCUGCUGCUCCACGGUCUGGCCCUGCUGGAGCUGCUGGAUUUCCCCCCGCUGCUCUGGGUCUUUGACGCUCAUGCCGUGUGGCACCUCAGCACUGUUCCUGUGCACGUUCUUUUCUACAGUUUCCUGAUCGACGACAGCCUCUACUUACUCAACACAGAGAAGAUGGGUGUCAAAGUGGAGUAGGCGGAGCUUAUCACCUCAUCGCCACGCCUACACCAUCACAGCGCUGUGAUCGGGGCGACAGGACACCAGAACACAGAAGUAGCUCAGCCUCCCAGAUGACAUGCAUGAUGGCAUCAGAUCAGCCUUCGUCUACACGUCUCCUCUUUUUAAAUCUUUAUUUAUUUCCUUUGACUUUUGAUUAUUAUUAUUAUACUUGAGAAUUUAUCACCAUUGAUGCUUGAUCGACUUGACUUUGCCUUGUUGCUGUGUGUGUGUGUGUGUGUGUGUGUGUGAGA
This is a messenger RNA of Solea senegalensis (Senegalese sole), 749 nucleotides long. Its product is annotated as post-GPI attachment to proteins factor 3-like. The transcript is spliced from 4 exons. Lineage: Eukaryota; Metazoa; Chordata; Actinopteri; Pleuronectiformes; Soleidae. Gene Ontology annotation, cellular component: endoplasmic reticulum membrane. The record is from RefSeq and is a predicted model, not a curated record. Gene Ontology annotation, molecular function: hydrolase activity, acting on ester bonds. Gene Ontology annotation, biological process: GPI anchor biosynthetic process. The annotation marks the transcript as partial.